This is a messenger RNA of Penicillium antarcticum, 687 nucleotides long. RefSeq lists its product as uncharacterized. The record is from RefSeq and is a predicted model, not a curated record. The transcript is spliced from 2 exons. Bases 1 to 687 code for a protein of 228 amino acids. NCBI's taxonomy places the organism in Eukaryota, Fungi, Ascomycota, Eurotiomycetes, Eurotiales, Aspergillaceae.
AUGCCGCAUACUCGUUUUCCCUCCUCUGACGAGGAAGAAUUUUUCCGCGUCGCUGCCCAGCAACGUCGUGCUUCCGCUCAGCAGGCCCAGCCCGCUUCCCGUCGUCAGUCCAGUGACUCGUCUCCUGUUGUCUCGCCUGGACAUCGCGGUCAACAAUCCCGUGGCCCUGCUCAGCAGACCCAGCCCGGGAAUCCUCAUACCCCCUCUCCUCCGGGAACUCGCCGAUCUGGGGCUUUUUCAAACUUGUCUCACCGUGAGCGUCAGGAGAAUAGGCAGGCGUCUUCUGGUGGUGGCCGCGAGCGGGCCUGGGCUUCGGCCCCGGUUCCGACGAACGCCGCUGCCAGUGGAUCGCCCUCGAUGUCUUUUCGCACGCGCCGCGGUGUGACUCCCCCAGUUCAAGCUUCCGGAGUUCCGAACACCCCCAGUCGCCCGGUUAACUCUAACCCUACGACCCCGGCCAUUGAAGCGAAGCGCAUGAAGCGUCCGCGGUACAAUACCAAGGAGCGCGCUCGCAAGUGUAUCACCUGCACCGGAAUGGGCAGAGUGUGUACUUGGUCGGAGGAUUCGAACGGGAAGGCCCUGCCGCGUUGCGACGACUGCACUGAUCGAAACAAGAAGUGCAGCGACAUCCCCUUUUCCACCGAGAUCCUGGACCGUUACCUUGCCGCCCUGGCGGAUACGCUGUGA